This is a messenger RNA of Manduca sexta (tobacco hornworm), 1023 nucleotides long. RefSeq lists its product as uncharacterized. NCBI's taxonomy places the organism in Eukaryota, Metazoa, Arthropoda, Insecta, Lepidoptera, Sphingidae. The transcript has 3 exons. The record is from RefSeq and is a predicted model, not a curated record. Bases 249 to 1019 code for a protein of 256 amino acids.
CUCGGCUAGACGGCGUUGUUCUUGUAAUGUCAAAACAUUGAAAAAGGGAGAGAUUCGGAGAUAAAAGAGUGCAAUUCUAACAUAAUUUGUUUUCAUUAUCCACAUAAUUAUCUUUAAGUGGCGAAAUAAAUAAUUGUAACAUAAAAUCCUUCCAAAAUUGGACCGUAAUUGUCCCCUUUUACCUUGAUUUGUUCAUUCAUUUAGUGGCCAUAAAAAACGCAAUCAUUAGUGCCGAAAAGGAUAUUGGUAUGGGGGAUGAGUUGCUGUACCGGCGACAAGUGUCGCGGCACCACUUGGAGGUGCUUGCAGAGUACAUGGAAAGGUACCCACCGCUGGCACUGGCGAGCGCUAGAUCCCGCGAGGGUAUGAUCCAGUCGAAACGAAUGUGGGAGAAGAUAGCCCGCGCACUCAACAAAAUAGACGAUAACAUAAGCAAGAGCGGGAAGAAUUGGGCUCGUUACUGGAUCGAUCUGAAAUUCAAAAUUCGUCGCAAAUACGCGUGCCAGAGGAAAUGUCAGUCUGAGGGCGUGCAGUGUUCGGUACAGCUGAAUCCGUUCGAAGAGAGGAUCAUCAAGGUCCUCACGGACGAGGAGGGCAACCUGCUGUCGCCGAACGGCACCUACCAGCCGAAGAACGUCGGCGUUAAAGGGUGCGAGGAUUCGAGCCAAGAGCUGGUAGACGACUGCAAAAUGGACGACAGCGAGGACCAAGACUUUCCUGAGGAGUAUCAGGACGACUACAUCCUCCCCGUGGAGCAGUGUACCACAGAAGUGGUGAAUGUGCCAGAAGCCGACAUCAAACCCACCAUAUCUUCACAGAACGGGCUGCUGGACCCUAUCCACAUAACAGAGAAGAAGACCACGGACGAGCUCCGCAGAGAGCUGAUAGAGUUCGAGCUGAGAAGACAGCGGGAACUCUUCGAGAUGGAGAAGCGGCAGAGACGAGAGAAACAUGAGCUAGAGAUAUCCAUACUUAGGUUGCGGAAACAGGUGUUGUUGAAGGAAUUAAAAAAGACGUAAUGAG